This is a messenger RNA of Callorhinchus milii (elephant shark), 1440 nucleotides long. It is a transcript of the gene tpmt, whose product is annotated as thiopurine S-methyltransferase. Bases 236 to 985 code for a protein of 249 amino acids. NCBI's taxonomy places the organism in Eukaryota, Metazoa, Chordata, Chondrichthyes, Chimaeriformes, Callorhinchidae. Gene Ontology annotation, molecular function: thiopurine S-methyltransferase activity. The transcript has 10 exons. The record is from RefSeq and is a predicted model, not a curated record.
AGGGGUUGGAAGUUGGGAGGGCAGUGGCAGCAGAGCGGAUUCCCUCGAUUUUGAAUCUGGUUUCGCUGAACACACUGGUUGGAAAGCAGUGGCCCAGCAAUCCAGUAGCCUUCUAAUACUCUCCCUCAAGCAUCACACAGAAUGCUAGCCGUUUGGGUGAUUUUGCGUGUUGUUGGGAUAUACCUAUCCCGAGGAUCCGAAAUAAUAACUCAACAAUCCUUAAUAAAGAAUAGCUAUGAAUCCUGAAGGAAAAAUACCAGCGGCACAGAAGUUGAAUAGGUAUGGAGAGAUAGAAAAUAUUGAAAUGACUCCGGAAGAUUGGCUUAAUCGCUGGAAAAAGAGACAGAUCGGAUUUCAUGAAAACAAAAUUAAUGAAAAGCUGAACAAACAUUUGACCUCUUUGAUAAAUGGAAGGAAGAAAAUCCGUAUUUUUUUCCCACUCUGUGGAAAGGCAAUAGAUAUGAAAUGGUUAGCUGAUCUGGGGCACACUAUUGUUGGUGUGGAAGUGAGUGAACUGGGAAUAAAAGAGUUCUUUGAAGAACAGGAUUUGUCCUACACACGGGGACCUGUGCCAGAAGUACCAGGUGCUGAAGUGUUUAAAAGUGAUGAUGGAGAAAUCUCUUUGUUUAAGUGCAGCUUGUUUGAUUUCACAAGUUCAAUUGCUGGACAGUUUGAUGGGAUUUGGGACAGAGGUUCUCUGGUGGCUAUCAAUCCUUCUGAUAGACAACGUUAUGCCACAGUACUCAUAUCUCUCAUGGGCAAAGGAUGUCACUAUCUUCUAGAUACACUUGUGUAUGGUGAAAGUAAUUUUAUUGGUACACCACAUUGUGUGCCAGAACACACAAUUCAGGAUUUGUAUGGUCAGACAUGCAAUAUUCAAUUACUGGAAUCAUCUGAUGCCCUGACAGACAAGCAAAGAUCAUGGGGUCUGAAUUCCUUCAUAGAAAAUGUUCAUCUUAUUAUGCUAAAAACGGAUUUUUCCUGAUCAUUGCAGACUAUGUAAAAGUUUAAACCAGAAGAAAAUUGAAUGACUCUAAUUUGAAAAAUUGUGGUCUUUAUUUUGCAUCAUUAUCCAGUAGGGAAUAAGUAAAAUAAUAUUCUUUCACGGACUAUUGGAACUUCUUCUGGGGCCUCCCUUCUCACCUUUAUUCUAGGAAAUCAUUUCUGAACAUAUAACAACAACAAAUUACACUGGAAUAGUGCCUUUCACAUCGGGAGGACAUCCCAAGGCUUUGGACAGUCAAGGAUUUGCACCCAAUAUAAAAUUAUAUGUGAAUGCAUUUGAUAUGUUCUUUGCACUUUAGAGUGGUUAGUUUAAAUAUUUUAAUCAAUUAUAUUCAGACUUUUGCAGUACAUCAUGUAGUUUCCAAAAUAUAUAUAGUUUCCCUGUAUCUUUUCCAAUUAAAACCAAAUUAAAACAAUGGAAGCAAAUGCAGAAAA